AUGGCUGACAUCCCCGAUGACGCCGAACAACUGUCCCUAACGCAGCAGGAAGCUCUCCAGCAGUACGUCCAGGUCACCAACAAAGAGCCGAAGGAGGCGAUUCCUUUGCUGCAAAGGUCACAAUGGAACGUUCAGAUCGCCAUUGCCAAGUUCUUUGACGGCGAGGGGCCUGACCCCGUGGCCGAGGCUAUGGCCGCCCAGAACGUUCCCCGGAUGACAGCAAGGCACGAGAACCUGCAAGAAAGCCUCGUGGCUGGGGCCUUCUCCUCCCCAUCGCAGCCAAAACAGCGGACAGACGCCGCGCCGAGAAUCGUACCCCAGCCGCCGAUGGCACAUCGCACACCAUGGCUUUUGGGCCUUCUCCUCGCCCCAUUCGGCUGGGGAUGGCGCGCAGCUUCGACGCUGUUCAGGACGUUUUGGUACAUUCUGUCCUUCCUGCCGGCGUCAAUCCGCCCCCGUGCAGUGACGAGCCGCAUGUCGUCCGGGUUCAAGGACACGAGCGGUCGUCGAAUGCUGAUGCCACAGGAUACGGCCGCACGGUUCAAGCGCGAGUUCGACGAAGAGUAUGGGCCUAGCGAUCUCCCCUUCUUCGAGGGCGGACUGGCCCAGGCGCAUGAUCUAGCCAAGAAGGAGCUCAAGUUUCUGCUCGUCCUUCUCUUGUCUCCGGAGCACGAUGACACCGCGUCCUUCAUUCGCGAAACGCUUCUUGCGCAACAGGUCGUAGACUACAUCAAAGACCCCGCAAACAACAUCAUUCUUUGGGGAGGCAACGUGCUGGACUCGGAAGCAUACCAAGUAGCCACCGAGUACACGUGUACCAAGUUCCCCUUCUCGGCACUCGUCUGUCUCACGCCCAAGGAGGGUAGUGCCCGGAUGGGAAUCGUCAAGCGGCUUGUCGGCCCCAUGCCCGCAAGCACCUACCUGUCGGAGCUGCAAAACUCGGUUGAAAAAUACGGCGCCGACCUCGACGGCGUCCGGGCAGAGCGCACCGCCCAACAAGUAUCCAGGAACCUCCGCACCGAGCAAGACUCGGCGUAUGAGCGCUCCCUGGCCAUCGACAGAGAACGCGCCCGCCAGCGAAGAGAGGCAGCCGCAGCCGCAGAAGCCGCCGAGUCGCUGGCGCGGGAAGAGGCGCACGAGGCCGCGUUGCUUGAGAGCAAGCGCAGCCAAUGGAAGAGGUGGCGCGCGGCCAGGCUGCUCCCCGAACCAGCGGCAGGCGAUAGCAAGGUGGUACGCGUGGCCCUCAAGAUGCCCCAAGGAUCGGGGGCGGGUCGCAUUGUCAGGAGAUUUGCACAGGACGCGCCGGUGGAGGAGCUGUAUGCCUUUGUGGAAUGCUACGAUAGGCUACGUGCCCGUGAGGAAGGAGCUGACGACGACGCCGUUGCCAACGACGGCCAAGACUGCUCUACGGUGGAGGCGCCCGAGGCGUACGAGCACAAGUACAUGUUCAGAAUAGCCUCGACGCUGCCGAGGGUGGUCCAUGAGCCUAGCACUUCGGCUACGCUGUGGGAGAGGAUUGGCAAGUCGGGCAAUUUGAUAGUCGAGGAGGUGACGGGUGGCGACGACGAGAGCGGCGAGUGA
Metarhizium album ARSEF 1941 is the source of this 1581-nucleotide messenger RNA. Its product is annotated as UBX domain protein. Gene Ontology annotation, molecular function: ubiquitin binding. The record is from RefSeq and is a predicted model, not a curated record. The transcript is spliced from 2 exons. NCBI's taxonomy places the organism in Eukaryota, Fungi, Ascomycota, Sordariomycetes, Hypocreales, Clavicipitaceae. Gene Ontology annotation, cellular component: endoplasmic reticulum. The coding region runs from base 1 to 1581 and encodes 526 amino acids.